ACAUGCCAAGGUCACAGCCCCCGCCACCCCAGGCCCGGCCCAUCGUCUCCCAAAGCCCGGAGAUGGACUUCAGGGCCCCAUGAAGGGAGACAAGCGGGAGGAGCCGGGGCCGGGGCCCGAACCCGCGGCCCCCCAGCCUCCCACGGAGGAUGAGGAGGCGCUGAUCGAGUUCCACCGCUCGUACCGCGAGCUCUUCGGGUUCUUCUGUAACAACACCACCAUCCACGGCGCCAUCCGGCUGGUGUGCUCCCGGCACAACCGCAUGAAGACCGCCUUCUGGGCCGUGCUGUGGCUCUGCACCUUCGGCAUGAUGUACUGGCAGUUCGCGCUGCUCUUCGAGGAGUACUUCAGCUACCCGGUCAGCCUCAACAUCAACCUCGACUCCGACAAGCUGGUCUUCCCGGCGGUCACCGUGUGCACCCUCAACCCCUACAGAUACCCCGAGAUUAAAGAGGACCUGGAGGAGCUGGACCGCAUCACCGAGCAGACGCUCUUCGACCUGUACAAGUACAAGUACGAUGCCUCCGGGGCCCUGCAGCCCCGCGCCGCGCGGCGAGGCCCCCGCGGCCUCCGCCAGCCCCUGCCGCACCCCCUGCAGCGCCUGCGGGUCCCGCACAGGGCCCGUGCCCCGCGCAGCAGCUCCGCCUCCAGCAUGCGGGACAACAACCCGCAGGUGGACCGGAGGGACUGGAAGAUCGGCUUCCAGCUGUGCAACCAGAACAAAUCCGACUGCUUCUACCAGACGUACUCGUCCGGGGUGGACGCCGUGCGCGAGUGGUACCGCUUCCACUACAUCAACAUCCUGUCCCGCCUGUCCGACUCGCUGCCCGCGCUGGACGAGGCGGCGCCGGGCAACUUCAUCUUCACCUGCCGCUUCAACCAGGCGCCCUGCAGCCAGGGGAAUUACUCCCACUUCCACCACCCCAUGUACGGGAACUGCUACACCUUCAACAGCAAGAACAGCUCCCACCUCUGGAUGUCCUCCAUGCCCGGCAUCAACAACGGCCUGUCGCUGACGCUGCGCACGGAGCAGCACGACUUCAUCCCGCUGCUGUCGACGGUGACGGGCGCGCGGGUGACGGUGCACGGGCAGGACGAGCCGGCCUUCAUGGACGACGGCGGCUUCAACCUGCGGCCGGGCGUGGAGACCUCCAUCAGCAUGCGCAAGGCAGGGGGCUCCGAGGCCCUGCACAGGCUCGGGGGCGACUACAGCGACUGCACGGAGAACGGCAGCGACGUCCCCGUGCGCAACCUCUACCCGGCCAAGUACACGCAGCAGGUGUGCAUCCACUCAUGCUUCCAGGAGAGCAUGAUCGAGAAGUGCGGCUGCGCGUACAUCCUCUACCCGCGGCCCAAGGGCGCCGAGUUCUGCGACUACCAGAAGCACAGCGCCUGGGGCUACUGCUAUUACAAGCUCCAGGGAGCUUUCUCCAUGGACAGCCUGGGCUGUUUCUCCAAGUGCAGGAAGCCGUGCAGUGUCACCAACUACAAGCUGUCCGCUGGCUACGCGCGCUGGCCCUCGGUGACAGCCCAGAAAUGGGUGUUCCCCAUGCUGUCCCAGCAGAACAACUACACCAUCAGCCACAAAAGAGACGGAGUCGCCAAGCUCAACAUCUUCUUCAAAGAGCUCAACUACAAAACCAACUCGGAGUCUCCUUCCGUCACGAUGGUGACGCUGCUGUCGAACCUGGGUAGCCAGUGGAGCCUGUGGUUCGGCUCGUCGGUGCUGUCGGUGGUGGAGAUGGCCGAGCUGGUGGUGGACCUCGUGGCCAUCACGCUGCUGCUGCUGCUGCGCAGGCUGCGCAGCCGCUACUGGUCCCCGGGGCGGGGGGCGCGG
Messenger RNA from Dipodomys ordii (Ord's kangaroo rat), 1837 nucleotides. RefSeq names its product sodium channel, non voltage gated 1 alpha subunit (gene Scnn1a). The transcript has 13 exons. Gene Ontology annotation, biological process: sodium ion transmembrane transport. The annotation marks the transcript as partial. Gene Ontology annotation, cellular component: membrane. NCBI's taxonomy places the organism in Eukaryota, Metazoa, Chordata, Mammalia, Rodentia, Heteromyidae. Gene Ontology annotation, molecular function: ligand-gated sodium channel activity. The record is from RefSeq and is a predicted model, not a curated record.